AUGAUCGCCGCCGCGUUCCUCGUCCUGCUGAGACCCUAUAGCAUCCAAUGUGCCCUCUUCCUCCUGCUGCUUCUGCUAGGCACCAUCGCCACCAUCGUCUUCUUCUGCUGCUGGCACCGCAGGCUCCAGAAAGGGAGGCAUCCCAUGAAAUCGGUCUUUUCGGGUCGUUCAAGGAGCCGAGAUGCUGUUCUGAGAUCUCACCACUUUCGUUCCGAGGGAUUCCGAUCCAGCCCCCGACACCUCCGCAGACGCGCCGCCGCCGCCGCCGCCGCCCGGCUGGAGGACGCCAAGCCCGCCGCGGAGGUCCCGGUGCAGAGCGAGCAGGACGGCGCGGCGAGGCGGCGGCGGCUCCGCAGGGGCGCGCGCGUCCCGCCCGAGUUCUACCAGAGCGUGCAGGGCGCCGCCGCCCGCAGACCGAGCUCCGGGAACGCGUCCUAUCGAUGCUCUAUGUCUUCCUCUGCGGAUUUUUCCGACGAAGAUGAUUUCAGCCAGAAAUCUGGCUCUGCAUCUCCAGCUCCUGGAGACACCUUACCCUGGAAUUUGCCUAAACAUGAGCGAUCGAAAAGAAAGAUCCACGGGGGCUCCGUGCUGGACCCUGCGGAGAGGGCAGUGCUUAGAAUCGCAGAUGAACGGGACAAAGUUCAAAAGAAAACAUUUACAAAAUGGAUAAAUCAGCAUCUCAUGAAGGUUCGAAAACAUGUGAACGAUCUCUAUGAAGACUUGAGGGACGGACACAAUUUGAUCUCUCUCUUAGAGGUUCUUUCGGGAGACACCUUGCCCAGAGAGAAGGGUCGGAUGCGUUUUCACAGACUCCAGAAUGUACAAAUUGCACUUGACUAUUUGAAAAGACGCCAGGUGAAAUUAGUGAAUAUUAGAAAUGAUGACAUAACAGAUGGAAAUCCCAAAUUGACUUUGGGAUUAAUAUGGACAAUAAUUUUGCACUUUCAGAUAUCUGAUAUCCAUGUUACUGGUGAGUCAGAAGACAUGUCAGCGAAAGAGAGACUGUUACUGUGGACGCAGCAGGCCACGGAGGGUUAUGCGGGGAUUCGGUGUGAAAAUUUCACCACCUGCUGGAGAGAUGGGAAAUUAUUUAAUGCCAUCAUUCAUAAAUACAGGCCGGACCUGAUAGACAUGAAUACUGUUGCUGUUCAAAGCAACCUUGCAAAUUUAGAGCACGCUUUCUAUGUAGCAGAAAAAAUCGGUGUUAUAAGACUUCUGGAUCCUGAAGAUGUUGACGUCUCCUCACCUGAUGAAAAGUCAGUAAUAACUUAUGUAUCGUCUCUCUAUGACGCAUUUCCCAAAGUCCCUGAAGGUGGCGAAGGCAUCGGGGCAAAUGAUGUUGAAGUCAAGUGGAUUGAAUACCAGAAUAUGGUCAACUACCUCGUCCAGUGGAUCAGACACCACGUGGCCACUAUGUCGGAGAGAACGUUUCCUAAUAAUCCUGUAGAACUCAAGGCACUUUACAAUCAGUAUUUACAGUUUAAAGAAACAGAAAUUCCACCAAAGGAGACAGAAAAAUCAAAAAUUAAACGCUUAUAUAAAUUAUUAGAGAUUUGGAUAGAGUUUGGACGCAUCAAACUCCUUCAAGGCUAUCACCCAAAUGACAUAGAAAAGGAGUGGGGAAAGCUCAUCAUCGCCAUGCUGGAGAGGGAGAAGGCUCUCCGCCCCGAAGUUGAAAGGUUGGAGAUGUUGCAGCAGAUUGCUAACCGAGUUCAGAGGGGCAGUGUCGUCUGUGAAGACAAACUGUUGCUUGCCCGAAAUGCUCUCCAGUCUGAUUCUAAAAGGUUGGAAUCCGGGCUGCAGUUUCAGAAUGAAGCAGAAAUUGCCGGAUAUAUCCUUGAAUGUGAGAACCUCCUACGCCAGCAUGUAAUUGACGUACAGAUUCUUAUUGAUGGGAAGUACUACCAGGCGGACCAGCUGGUGCAGAGGGUCGCAAAACUGCGCGAUGACAUCAUGGCCUUGCGGAACGAAUGUUCCUCAGUGUACAGCAAAGGUCGCGUGCUGACGACGGAGCAGACGAAGCUCAUGAUAUCAGGAAUCUCUCAGAGUUUAAGCUCAGGAUUUGCACAGACCUUAAACCCCAGCGUGCACUCAGGGCUGACGCAGGGUCUCACACCUUCCCUGACCCCGUCUAGCGUGACCUCGGGCCUGUCGUCAGGGCUGACUUCCCGCCUGACCCCGUCUGCCACCCCUGCCUAUACGCCUGGCUUCCCGUCAGGGUUAGUUCCAAAUCUCGGCUCAGGAGGGGAGACAGGCCCCCUGCAGACUCUGAAGCUGAUGCAGAUCCGAAAGCCCCUUCUCAGGUCGUCUCUGCUGGACCAGAAUUUAACGGAAGAGGAGAUCAACAUGAAAUUUGUUCAGGACCUUUUAAAUUGGGUGGAUGAGAUGCAGGUGCAACUGGACCGCACUGAGUGGGGAUCAGAUUUGCCAAGUGUUGAAAGCCAGUUAGAAAAUCAUAAAAAUGUCCACCGAGCUAUUGAAGAGUUUGAAUCUAGCCUUAAAGAAGCUAAGCUCAGUGAGAUCCAGAUGACAGCACCUCUUAAACUAACUUAUGCAGAAAAGUUACACAGAUUAGAGAAUCAGUAUGCAAAACUCUUGAAUACAUCCAGGAAUCAGGAGCGGCACCUGGACACACUCCACAAUUUUGUAACUCGUGCAACAAAUGAACUUAUUUGGUUGAAUGAAAAAGAAGAGGAGGAAGUUGCUUAUGACUGGAGUGAAAGAAACACCAACAUAACCAGGAAGAGAGAUUACCACGCGGAACUGAUGAGAGAACUUGAUCAAAAGGAAGAAACUAUUAAGUCCGUUCAAGAGAUAGCGGAGCAGCUGCUUCUGGAAAAUCACCCGGCCCGGUUAACCAUUGAGGCCUACCGCGCGGCCAUGCAGACGCAGUGGAGCUGGGUCCUACAGCUCUGCCAGUGUGUGGAGCAGCACGUGAAGCAGAACGGCGCUUAUUUUGAGUUUUUCAACGAUGCCAAAGAAGCCACAGAUUACUUGAGGAAUCUAAAAGAUGCCAUUCAGCGGAAGUACAGCUGUGACCGGUCCAGCAGCAUCCACAAACUGGAGGACCUCGUUCAGGAGUCAAUGGAAGAGAAAGAAGAACUUCUGCAGUAUAAAAGUACAGUGGCGAGUCUGAUGGGGAGGGCAAAAACCAUCGUUCAGCUGAAGCCCAGAAAUCCUGACUGUCCACUCAAAACUUCUCUUCCGAUCAAAGCCAUCUGUGACUACAGACAAAUUGAGAUAACCAUUUUCAAAGACGAUGAAUGCGUUUUGGCAAACAACUCUCAUCGCGCUAAGUGGAAGGUCAUCAGCCCCACUGGGAACGAGGCCAUGGUCCCUUCUGUGUGCUUCACCGUCCCUCCUCCAAACAAAGAGGCGGUUGACUUUGCAAACAGAAUUGAGCAGCAGUAUCAGAAUGUCCUGACCCUUUGGCACGAGUCUCACAUAAACAUGAAGAGUGUGGUCUCCUGGCACUACCUCAUCAAUGAAAUCGACAGAAUCCGAGCGAGCAACGUGGCUUCAAUAAAAACCAUGUUGCCUGGUGAACAUCAGCAAGUUCUGAGUAAUCUGCAAUCCCGUUUUGAAGAUUUUCUUGAAGAUAGCCAGGAAUCCCAAAUAUUUUCAGGCUCAGAUAUAACGCAACUGGAAAAGGAGGUUAAUGUGUGCAAGCAGUAUUAUCAAGAACUUCUUAAAUCUGCAGAAAGAGAGGAGCAAGAGGAAUCGGCUUACAACCUCUACAUCUCUGAAGUUCGAAACCUCAGGCUUCGGCUGGAGAGCUGCGAAGACCGUCUCAUCAGACAGAUCCGCACCCCGCUGGAGAGAGACGACCUGCAUGAGAGCGUGUUCAGGAUCUCGGAGCAGGAGAAACUAAAGAAAGAACUGGAGCGACUUAAAGAUGAUUUGGCCACGAUCACAAGUAAAUGUGAAGACUUUUUCAGUCAAGCAGCUGCCUCUGCCUCCACACCUGUCUUGCGGUCUGAGCUCAGCGUGGUCGUCCAGAGCAUGAACCACGUCUAUUCCAUGUCGUCCACCUACAUAGAGAAGUUGAAAACGGUCAACUUGGUGUUAAAAAACACUCAAGCUGCAGAAGCUCUUGUAAAACUCUAUGAAACUAAAUUGUGUGAAGAGGAAGCUGUUAUAGCUGACAAGAAUAACAUUGAGAAUCUAAUAAGUACUUUAAAGCAAUGGAGAUCUGAAGUGGAUGAAAAGAGAGAGGUCUUCCAUGAGCUGGAGGAUGAGCUGCAGAGAGCAAAGACCAUCAGUGAUGAGAUGUUUAAAACCUACAAAGAGCGUGACCUUGACUUUGACUGGCACAAAGAAAAAGCAGAUCAGUUGGUUGAGAGAUGGCAGAAUGUUCAUGUUCAGAUUGACAACAGGUUACGGGACUUGGAAGGCAUUGGCAAGUCACUGAAGUACUACAGAGAUACGUAUCACCCGUUGGAUGAUUGGAUCCAGCAAGUUGAAACUACUCAGAGGAAGAUUCAAGAAAAUCAGCCUGAAAAUAGUAAAACUCUGGCGACACAAUUGAAUCAACAGAAGAUGCUGGUGUCCGAAAUAGAAAUGAAACAGAGCAAAAUGGACGAGUGUCAGAAGUACGCAGAACAGUACUCCACAGCAGUGAAGGACUAUGAAUUACAAACGAUGACCUACCGGGCCAUGGUGGAUUCACAGCAAAAGUCUCCAGUGAAACGACGGAGACUGCAGAGCUCAGCAGAUCUCGUCAUUCAAGAGUUCAUGGACCUGAGGACCCGAUACACGGCUCUGGUCACCCUCAUGACACAAUAUAUUAAAUUUGCUGGGGACUCAUUGAAGAGACUGGAGGAGGAGGAGAAGUCACUGGAAGAAGAAAAGAAAGAGCAUGUUGAAAAAGCCAAAGAAUUACAAAAAUGGGUAUCAAAUAUCAGCAAGACAUUGAGAGAUGGAGAGAAGGCUGGAAAGUCUUCCUUUUCUAAGCAAAAGAUUUCCAGUGAGGAAAUUUCAAUCAAGAAGGAACAGUUAUCGGAAGCACUACAAGGCAUGCAGCUCUUUCUGGCUAAACAUGGAGACAAAAUGACAGAUGAAGAAAGAAAUGAAUUGGAAAAACAAGUGAAAACUCUCCAAGAAAGUUAUAAUUUAUUCUUUAGUGAAUCUCUGAAGCAACUGCAACAGUCACAAACCUUAGGAGACAUCAAGGUAGAGGAGAAGCUGGUGGCCGAGCGUCAGCAGGAGUACAAAGAGAAACUGCAGGGCAUCUGCGACCUCCUCACCCAAACCGAAAACCGCCUUAUCGGUCACCAGGAAGCCUUCAUGAUUGGAGAUGGCACGGCCGAGUUAAAGAAGUACCAGUCCAAGCAAGAGGAAUUACAGAAAGAUAUGCAAGGAAGUGCACAGGCACUGGCAGAAAUAGUGAAAAACACAGAGAAUUUCUUAAGAGAGAGUGGCGAAAAGCUGUCACGAGAAGAUAAGGCUGUGAUUGAACAGAAGCUGAAUGAAGCUAAAAUAAAGUGUGAACAGCUGACCAUAAAGGCAGAGCAGUCAAAGAAAGAGCUGGAUAAAGCUGUGACAACAGCAGUCAAAGAGGAAACAGAAAAGGUUGCUGCUGCGAAGCAGCUGGAAGAGAGCAAAACCAAAAUCGAAAACCUCUUGGACUGGUUGGCAAAUGUCGACAGAGACUCAGGGCGGGCAGCGGUGGAGCCGAAACAGGUUAUUGAGCAGAACGGGAUGCACUUUCAAGAGGGUGAUGGCAAGUCGAUGAUGGGAGAAGAGGAUGAAUUCAACGGAAACCUGUUGGACACGGAUGUUGACGGGCAUGUCGGGACUACCGAGGAGAACCUGAACCAGCAGUACCAGAGGAUGAAGGCGCAGCAUGCGGAGCUCGCGGCCCGGCACCAGGCGGUCCUUGCGGCCACGCAGGCGGCCCAGGCCUUGCUGGAGACCCAGGGCCACCACCUGUGCCCGGAGGAGAAGGAGAAGCUGCAGAGGAACGUGACGGAGCUGAAGACACACUUCGAAAGCGCACUGGCCGCGUCGGAGACGGCGGUGCGCCGGACUCGCUCCCUGCAGGAGGAGCUGCAGAAGUUCGACGCCGACUGCGGCGAGUUUGAGCAGUGGCUGCAGCAGGCGGAGCAGGACCUGCAGAACCUGGAGGCCGGCGCCGACGACCUUAGCGGGCUGACGGCCAAGCUGAAGCGGCAGAAGAGCUUCUCGGAAGACGUCAUUUCGCACAAAGGGGACCUGAGGUACAUCACCAUCUCUGGCAACAGAGUGCUGGAGGCAGCCAAGUCUUGCGGCGGGAGAGAGGGAGGCGGCCGGGCUGAUCGGGACCAGGUGGACACCUCUGCCGCCCACAGAGAAGUGCAGGGCCGGCUGGACCGCGCCACAGACCGCUUCAGGUCCCUCUACACAAAGUGCAAUGUCCUCGGGAACAACCUCAAAGACCUGGUGGAUAAAUACCAGCACUAUGAGGAUGCCUCGUGCGGGCUUCUCUCUGGGCUCCAGGCCUGCGAGGCCACAGCCAGCAGACACUUAUCCGAGCCUAUUGCCGUGGACCCCAAAAAUCUGCAGAGGCAGCUGGAAGAGAUGAAGGCUCUGCAGGGACAGAUAUCAAGUCAGCAGGUGGCUGUGGAGAAACUGAAGAAGACAGCUGAAGUGUUGUUAGACUCCAGGGGACCUUUACUUCCCGCCAAGAAUGACAUCCAGAAGACACUGGAUGACAUUGUCGGGAGGUAUGAUGACCUGUCCACGUCCGUGAGCGAGCGGAACGAGAGGCUGCAGAUGACACUGACCCGCUCGCUGAGCGUGCAGGACGGCCUGGACGAGAUGCUGCUCUGGAUGGCGGGCGUGGAGCGCUGCCUGCAGGAGCCGAGCCAGCUGCCCUUGAGUUCUAGCGCUCUGCAGGAUGCCAUCAGUAAAAGCAUCAUGCUGGAGCAGGACAUUGCAGGGCGACAGAGCAGCAUAAAUGCCAUGAAUGAGAAAGUAAACAGGUUCACGGAAACUGCCGACCCAUCCACCGCGUCCUCGCUACAGGCCCGGAUGAAGGACUUAGCCUUCCGCUUUUCAGAAGCAAGUCACAAACACAAAGAAAAACUUGCCCAAAUGGAGAAGCUCAAAACCAAAGUGGAGCGGUUUGAGAACCUCUCAGAAAAGCUCCAGACGUUCUUAGAAGCCAAAACCCAGGCUCUCACUGAGGCAGAUGUACCUGGGAAGGAUGUUACUGAGCUGUCUCAGUUUAUGCAGGAAUCAACAUCUGAAUUGCUAGAACGCAAGAAAGAUCUGGAAGUUUUGCAGAAUCUCUUGAAGGAGAUCUCUAGCCAUGGCUUACCAGGGGAUAAGGCUCUGGUUUUUGAAAAAACAAAUAAUUUGUCAAAGAAAUUCAAGGAAAUGGAGGACACUGUCAAAGAAAAGAAAGAAGCAGUAUCUUCUUGUCAAGAACAGAUGGAUGCCUUUCAAGUCCUGGUUAAAUCAUUAAAAUCAUGGAUAAAAGAAACCACAGAAAGAGUUCCCGUUGUGCAGCCUUCUUUUGGUGCAGAAGAUUUGCAGAAAUCUUUGGAAGAAACUAAGAAAUUACAAGAGAAGUGGAGCUUAAAAACACCAGAGAUUCAGAAAGUCAGCAGCAGUGGGAACUCACUAUGUAACUUGAUAAGUGCUGUGACAACCCCCGCGAAGGCCAUAGCAGCUGUUAAAUCAGGUGGAGUAAUAUUAAAUGGUGAAGGAACAGCCACAGAUACUCAGGACAUUUUGGCAAAUAAAGGCUUAGCAUCCAUUAAAAAGGAUAUGACUGACAUAAGCCAUGGCUAUGAAGACCUUGGCCUCUUGCUUAAGGACAAAAUAGGCGAGCUGAGCACCAAGCUCUCCAGACUGCAGAACGCUCAGGAGGAGUCCAGCGCCAUGAUGCAGUGGCUGCAGACCAUGGGCAGCACUGCCACAAAGUGGCACCAGGCGCCCACGCCUACGGACACCGAGGCUGUGAAAAGCCAGGUCGAACAGAACAAGUUGUUUGAGGCAGAACUGAAGCAAAAUGUGAACAAAGUACAGGAGUUGAAAGACAAGCUGACGGAGCUGCUGGAGGAGAACCCAGACGCUCCGGAGGCCCCCAGGUGGAAGCAGAUGUUGACGGAUAUAGAUUCUAAGUGGCAAGAACUCAAUCAGUUGACAGUUGAUAGACAACAAAAGCUGGAAGAAUCCUCUAAUAAUCUAACGCAGUUCCAGACUGUGGAGGCUCAGUUAAAACAGUGGCUUGUGGAAAAAGAACUGAUGAUCAGUGUCCUUGGGCCCUUGUCAAUUGACCCGAAUAUGCUGAACACGCAGAGGCAGCAGGUGCAGAUUCUCCUGCAGGAGUUCGAUACCAGGAAGCCGCAGUACGAGCAGCUGACCGCGGCCGGCCGGGGCAUCCUGCACAGACCCGGGGAGCACCCGUCCUCCCACGGGAUAGUGAAGGAGCAGCUGGCGGCCGUGACCCAGAAAUGGGACAGCCUCACGGGCCAGCUGAGGGACAGGUGUGACCGUAUCGACCAGGCCGUUGGGAAGAGCACGCAGUAUCAGAGCCUGCUGAGAAGCCUAUCCGAGAAGCUGGCCGGCCUGGACGAUCAGCUCAGCAGCAGCGUGGCCGGUGGCGCACACCCCGAUGCCAUGAGCCAGCAGCUGGAAACGGCCCAGAAGCUGCAGCGGGCGGUGGAGCAGGAGGGGACGCGGAUCAGAGCGGCGCAGGCCCUGUGCGAGGACCUGGCGGCCCUGGUCCGAGAAGAGUACCUGAGAGCCGAGCUCAGUCGGCAGCUGGACGGCGUCUUAAAGUCGUUUAAGGAUCUGGAGCAAAAAGCAGAGGCCCAUGUCGAGCACCUUCAGUCAGCCUGUGCCAGCUCUCACCAAUUUCAGCAAAUGUCUAGAGAUUUCCAGGCUUGGCUGGAUACCAAGAAGGAAGAACAAAACAAGUCUCCCCCAAUAUCCGCCAAAGUCGAGGUCUUGGAGUCAUUAGCGAAAGAUCAGAAAGAUUUCAGGAAAACGCUGACCGCCCAGUCUCACCUUUAUGAGAAAACCAUUGCAGAAGGUGAAAACCUGUUACUGAAAACCCAAGGGUCUGAGAAGGUAGCCUUGCAGUUACAACUGAACACUCUUAAAACCAACUGGGAUGGAUUGCAGAAGCAGGUGAAGGACAGAGAAGACAGGGUGAAGGACACGCUGGAGAAAGCCCUCAAGUAUAAAGAGCAUGUGGACACGCUCAGGCCGUGGAUAGACAGAUGUCAAGGCAGCCUGGAGGAAAUCAAGUGCAGCUUGGAUCCUGCUGAGACGGAGAAUGCCCUUGCCCAGCUGAAGGCCCUGCAGAAGGAGAUGGACCAGCAUUUCGGGCUGGUGGAGCAGCUGAGCGGUGCCGCCGGCAGCCUGCUCGGUGUCUGUGAGGCAGACCAAGAGGUAGUGGCAGAGGAGAGGGAGCGCCUGCUCCAGAAGGUGGACACGGUCACUGAGCAGGUACACAGGAAGAAAUUCUCCCUCGAGAACAUGGCCCAGAAGUUUAAAGAGUUCCAGGAAAUUUCCAAAGAAGCUCAGCGGCAGCUUCAGAGUGCAAAGGACCAGCUCGCGGUGCACGACUCCCUGGGGCCCCAGGCUCACAGCAACAAGUCCCUGACCGUGUUGCAGACCCAGCAGAAAGCCCUCCAGACCUUGAAGUCACAGGUGGAGCUGGCCCAGGGGCUGGCCCGGGACCUCGUGGCGGAGGCCUCCGACUCCAAGGGCACCUCCGAGGUGCUGCUCCAAGCGGAGACCUUAGCGCAGGAGCAUGGCGCCCUCAGCCAGCAGGUGGACGACAAGUGCUCUUUCUUAGAAACCAAGCUUCAGGGCAUUGGCCAUUUCCAGAACACCAUCCGAGAGAUGUUUUCUCAGUUCGCGGAGUUUGAUGAUGAGCUGGACGGCAUGGCCCCAGUGGGGAGAGACGCGGAGACACUGCAGAAGCAGAAGGAGGCCAUCAGAGCCUUCCUGGAGAAGCUGGAAGCACUCAUCGCAAACAACGCCAACGCCAAUAAGACCUGCAAGAUGAUGCUGGCCACGGAGGAAGCCUCUCCUGACCUCGUCGGCAUCAAGCGGGACCUGGAGGCUUUAAGCAAACAGUGCAACAAGCUCUGGGACCGCGCAGAAGCCAGGAAAGAGCAGGUCGAAGGGACCAUUGUGCGUCUGGAGGAAUUCUACAGCAAACUCCAGGAGUUUUCUACUCUGCUCCAGAAGGCUGAGGAGCUUGAGGAGUCUCAGGGCCCCGUCGGCAUGGAAACGGAGACAAUUAAUCAACAACUCGAUGUGUUCAAGGUGUUCCAAAAGGAAGAGAUCGAACCCCUGCAGGUCAAGCAUCAGGAUGUGAACUGGCUGGGGCAGGGCCUCAUCCAGAGUGCCGCCAAGGGCGCCAGCACUGAGACCCUGGAGCACGACUUGGACGACGCCAGCGCGCGCUGGAAGACCCUCAACAAGAAGGUGGCCCAGCGGGCAGCCCAGCUGCAGGAGGCCCUGCUGCACUGCGGGCGCUUCCAGGACGCCCUGGAGUCGCUGCUCAGCUGGAUGGGGGACACCGAGGAGCUCGUGGCCAAUCAGAAAGCCCCGUCCGCCGAGUUCAAGGUGGUGAAGGCGCAGAUACAGGAGCAGAAGCUUCUCCAAAGAUUGCUGGAUGACCGCAAAUCUACCGUGGAGGUGAUCAAACGGGAAGGAGAAAAAAUCGCCGCCACAGCUGAACCUCCGGAUAAAGUGAAGAUUUUGAAACAGCUGAGUCUGCUGGAUAGCCGAUGGGAGGCGCUACUUAGUAAGGCCGAGACGAGGAACCGUCAGCUGGAAGGUAUCUCCGUGGUAGCACAGCAGUUUCACGAAACCUUAGAGCCGCUGAACGAGUGGCUGUCGACCACAGAGAAGAGGCUGGCGAACUGCGAGCCCGUUGGAACCCAAGCGCCCAAGCUGGAGGAGCAGAUUGAGCAACACAAAGCCUUAGAAGAUGACAUCCUGCAUCACAAUAAGCAUUUACACCAGGCCGUUAGCAUUGGCCAGUCUUUAAAGGUUUUGAGCUCCAGGGAGGAUAAAGAUAUGGUGCAGAGUAAACUAGACUCCUCCCAAGUGUGGUACAUUGAGAUUCAAGAGAAAAGCCACAGUAGGUCUCAGCUCCUGCAGCAGGCUCUGUGUAAUGCUAAGAUUUUUGGGGAAGAUGAAGUGGAGCUGAUGAACUGGCUGAGUGAAGCGCAUGACAAGCUGAGGCGGCUCUCGGUCCAGGACUCCAGCCCCGAGCGGCUGUGGACACAGCAGGCUGAGUUGCGGGUUCUGCAGGAAGACAUCCAGCUUAGGAAACAGAACGUAGACCAGGCGUUGCUGAACGGCCUGGAGCUACUUAAACGAACGACAGGUGACGAAGUUUUAAUCAUUCAAGAUAAACUGGAAGCCAUUAAAGUGAGAUACCAGGACAUCACUAAGCUGAGCACGGAUGUUGCGAAGACCCUGGAGCAGGCGCUGCAGCUUGCGCAGCGGCUGCAGGCCACCCACGAGGCGCUGUGCGCCUGGCUGGACAAGGUGGAAGUGGAGCUGCUCUCGUACGAAACGCAGGUUCUGAAGGGAGAGGCCGCCAGCCAAGCCCACGCGAGGCAAAAAGAGCUGCAGAAGGAAGCUAAGAGCCACAAAGCCCUGGUGGACUCGCUGAACGAGGUGAGCACCGCGCUCCUGGAGCUGGUGCCCUGGAGGGCGAGGGAAGGGCUGGAGCGGACAGUGGCGGAGGACAACGACCGCUUCCGCCUGGUGAGCGACGCCGUGGCACAGCGGGUUGAGGCCAUCGACGCGGCGCUCCUGCGGGCCCAGCAGUUUGACCAAGCGGCCGAUGCUGAGUUAGCCUGGAUUAAUGAAACAGAGAAGAAAUUGACGUCUCUGGGUGACAUCAGGCUUGAGCAAGACCAGACCUCCGCUCAGCUGCAGGUUCAAAAGACAUUCACCAUGGAGAUUUUGCGACACAAGGACAUUAUUGAUGAGCUUGUUAAAUCUGGACAUAAAAUCAUGAGCACGUGCAGCGAAGAGGAAAAGCAGCCUAUGAAGAGAAAACUGGACACGGUGCUGAAGAACUACGACGCCAUCUGCCAGGUGAACUCAGAGAGGUACCUGCAGCUGGAGCGGGCGCAGUCCCUGGUGAGCCAGUUCUGGGAGACGUAUGAGGAGCUGUGGCCGUGGCUGACGGACACGCAGAGAGUCAUCGCUCAGCUGCCCGCCCCCGCCCUGGAGUACGAGAGCCUGAGGCAGCAGCAGGAGGAGCACCGGCAACUGCGAGAGUUGAUAGCUGAACACAAGCCUCAUAUAGAUAAGAUGAACAAAACUGGGCCGCAGUUGCUGGAACUGAGCCCGAGCGAAGGCUUUUCCAUCCAAGAGAAGUACGUGGCUGCAGACACACUCUACAGUCAAAUUAAAGAAGAUGUCAGAAAGCGAGCCGUGGCCCUGGAUGAAGCCAUUUCUCAGUCAACUCAGUUCCACGACAAGAUCGACCAGAUCCUGGAGAGCCUGGAGCGCGUGGUGGAGCGGCUGCGGCAGCCGCCGUCCAUCUCGGCGGAGGUGGAGAAGAUCAGGGAGCAGGUCAGCGAGAACAAGAACGUGGCGGUGGACAUGGAGAAGCUGCAGCCUCUGUACGAGACCCUCAGACAGCGGGGCGAGGAGAUGAUCGCGCGGUCCCAGGGCACGGACAAAGACAUAUCUGCCAAAGCUGUUCAGGAUAAGCUCGACCAGAUGGUGUUCAUCUGGGAGAACAUCCACGUGCUGGUGGAGGAGCGGGAGGCCAAGCUGCUGGAUGUGAUGGAGCUGGCGGAGAAGUUCUGGUGUGACCACCUAUCCCUGGUGGUCACCACGAAAGACACGCAGGACUUUAUCCGCGACCUGGAGGACCCCGGCAUCGACCCCUCCGUGGUGAAGCAGCAACAGGAGGCAGCCGAGGUCAUAAGGGAGGAGAUAGACGGAUUGCAGGAAGAGCUGGACAUGGUUAUUAACCUCGGUUCUGAACUCAUUGCUGCGUGUGGGGAGCCUGACAAGCCCAUUGUCAAAAAAAGUAUAGACGAGCUGAAUUCAGCAUGGGAUUCUCUCAAUAAAGCUUGGAAAGACCGGGUGGAUAGACUUGAGGAGGCGAUGCAGACUGCUGUUCAGUACCAGGAUGGACUGCAGGCAUUAUUUGACUGGGUAGAUAUUGCAGGUGGCAAAUUGGCUUCCAUGUCUCCAAUUGGAACAGAUCUUGAAACCGUCAAGCAGCAGAUUGAGGAGCUAAAGCAAUUUAAGUCAGAGGCGUAUCAGCAGCAGAUAGAAAUGGAGAGGCUGAACCAUCAGGCGGAGCUUCUGCUGAAGAAAGUAACAGAAGACAGUGACAAGCACUCCGUCCAGGACCCGCUGAUGGAGCUGAAGCUGAUAUGGGACAGUCUGGAGGAGAGAAUCAUCAACAGGCAGCACAAGCUGGAGGGCGCCCUUCUCGCCCUGGGGCAGUUCCAGCACGCGCUGGACGAGCUGCUGGCCUGGCUGACCCACACCGAGGGCUUGCUCAGCGAGCAGAAGCCUGUUGGAGCAGACCCCAAGGCCAUCGAGAUCGAGCUCGCCAAGCAUCACGUGCUCCAAAAUGAUGUAUUAGCCCAUCAAUCCACUGUGGAAGCUGUGAAUAAAGCAGGAAAUGAUCUAAUUGAAUCAAGUGCAGGAGAAGAAGCGAGCAGCCUUCAGAACAAGCUGGAGGUUUUGAAUCAACGCUGGCAAAACGUUUUGGAAAAAACAGAACAAAGGAAGCAGCAGCUGGAUGCUGCCUUGCGCCAGGCCAAAGGGUUCCACGGUGAAAUUGAGGAUCUGCAGCAGUGGUUGACCGACACAGAGCGGCAUCUGUUGGCAUCCAAGCCUCUGGGAGGUUUACCAGAAACAGCCAGGGAGCAGCUCAAUGCCCACUUGGAAAUCUGUGCUGCCUUUGAUGUUAAAGAAGAAACAUAUAAGACUCUGAUGCAGAAAGGCCAGCAGAUGCUUGCAAGAUGCCCCAAAUCAGCAGAGACAAAUAUUGACCAAGACAUAAAUAACUUGAAAGAAAAGUGGGAAUCAGUGGAAACGAAGCUCAAUGAAAGGAAAGUAAAACUGGAAGAGGCUCUCACCGUGGCCGUGGAGUUCCACAACUCCCUCCAGGACUUCAUCAACUGGCUCACCCAGGCGGAGCAGACCCUCAACGUGGCCUCUCGGCCCAGCCUGAUCUUGGACACCGUCUUGUUUCAGAUCGAUGAACACAAGGUCUUUGCCAAUGAAGUCAAUUCUCACCGAGAGCAGAUCAUAGAGCUGGACAAAACUGGAACCCACCUGAAGUAUUUCAGCCAGAAGCAAGAUGUCGUUCUCAUUAAGAAUCUUCUUAUCAGUGUACAGAGUCGCUGGGAGAAAGUGGUUCAGCGCUUAGUGGAGAGAGGAAGAUCUUUGGAUGAAGCAAGGAAGAGGGCCAAGCAGUUCCAUGAUGCUUGGAGUAAGCUUAUGGAGUGGCUGGAAGAGUCAGAAAAGUCUUUGGAUUCUGAACUGGAAAUUGCCAACGACCCAGACAAAAUCAAAACGCAACUGGCACAGCAUAAGGAGUUUCAGAAAUCCCUCGGAGCCAAGCAUUCUGUCUACGACACCACCAGUAGGACUGGGCGUUCCCUGAAGGAGAAGACCACCCUGGCUGAUGACAACCUGAAGCUGGACGACAUGCUGAGUGAGCUCCGGGACAAGUGGGACACCAUCUGCGGGAAGUCGGUGGAGAGACAAAACAAAUUGGAGGAAGCCCUCUUAUUCUCUGGGCAGUUCACAGACGCCCUGCAGGCCCUCAUUGACUGGCUCUACAGGGUUGAGCCCCAGCUGGCCGAGGACCAGCCUGUCCAUGGAGACAUCGAUCUGGUGAUGAAUCUGAUCGAUAAUCACAAGGUCUUCCAGAAGGAGCUGGGGAAGAGGACCAGCAGCGUGCAGGCGCUGAAGCGCUCGGCCCGGGAGCUCAUAGAGGGCAGCCAGGACGACUCCUCCUGGGUCAGGGUCCAGGUGCAGGAGCUGAGUACACGCUGGGAGACCGUAUGCGCCCUGUCCAUCUCCAAGCAGAGCCGCCUCGAGGCUGCCUUGCGCCAGGCAGAGGAAUUUCACUCUGUGGUCCACGCUCUCCUGGAGUGGUUGGCGGAAGCCGAGCAGACGCUGCGUUUCCAUGGUGUUCUCCCAGAUGAUGAGGACGCUCUCCGGACUCUCAUUGACCAGCAUAAAGAGUUCAUGAAGAGACUGGAGGAGAAGCGCGCCGCCCUCAACAAGGCCACCAGCAUGGGGGACGCCAUCCUGGCCAUCUGCCACCCCGACUCCAUCACCACCAUCAAGCACUGGAUAACCAUCAUCCGGGCCAGAUUCGAGGAGGUGCUGGCCUGGGCGAAGCAGCACCAGCAGAGAUUGGCCGGCGCCCUGGCCGGGCUCAUCGCAAAGCAGGAGCUGCUGGAAGCCCUGCUGGCCUGGCUGCAGUGGGCCGAAACCACACUGAGCGACAGGGACAAGGAGGUCAUCCCCCAGGAGAUCGAAGAGGUGAAAGCCCUCAUCGCGGAGCACCAGACCUUCAUGGAGGAGAUGACCAGGAAGCAGCCCGACGUGGACAGAGUCACCAAGACCUACAAGCGGAGGGCGGCAGACCUCUCCUCCUUGCAGUCCCACAUCCCAGUCCUGGACAAGGGGCGCGCAGGACGUAAACGCCUCCCAGCCCCAAGCUUCUAUCCCUCUGGAUCACAGACGCAAAUUGAAACCAAAAAUCCCAGGGUCAACUUACUGGUGAGCAAGUGGCAGCAAGUCUGGCUUCUUGCCUUAGAAAGGAGGAGGAAGCUUAACGACGCCUUGGACAGGCUGGAGGAGCUUAGAGAAUUUGCCAACUUUGACUUUGAUGUCUGGCGCAAAAAGUACAUGCGCUGGAUGAACCACAAGAAAUCUCGAGUGAUGGACUUUUUCAGGCGGAUCGAUAAAGAUCAGGAUGGGAAAAUAACCCGACAAGAGUUUAUUGACGGAAUCCUUUCCUCAAAGUUCCCUACCAGCCGCCUGGAGAUGAGUGCGGUUGCAGACAUCUUCGACAGAGAUGGAGACGGGUACAUCGACUACUAUGAAUUUGUGGCUGCCCUUCACCCAAAUAAGGAUGCAUACAAACCCGUCACUGAUGCUGACAAAAUCGAAGAUGAGGUGACAAGGCAGGUAGCUAAGUGCAAAUGUGCGAAACGAUUCCAGGUUGAGCAGAUUGGAGACAACAAAUACAGGUUCUUCCUGGGAAAUCAGUUUGGAGACUCGCAGCAGCUCCGGCUCGUCCGCAUCCUGCGUAGCACCGUGAUGGUUCGCGUUGGAGGUGGAUGGAUGGCACUCGACGAGUUCCUGGUGAAGAACGACCCUUGCCGGGCUAAAGGAAGGACGAACAUGGAAUUGCGGGAGAAGUUCAUCCUGGCAGAUGGAGCCACUCAGGGCAUGGCUGCCUUCCGGCCGCGGGGCCGGAGGUCCAGACCCUCGUCCCGGGCUGCCUCACCCAACCGGUCCACGUCCGUGUCCAGCCAGGCCGGCCAGGCCGCCUCCCCGCAAGUCCCCGCCAGCAGCACACCCAAGAUUCUCCAUCCUUUAACACGCAAUUACGGUAAACCCUGGUUGACAAACAGCAAGGUGUCAACUCCCUGUAAACCAGCUGAGUGCCCUGACUUUCCCGUGUCAUCUCCAGAGGGGACGCCGAUACAGGGAAGCAAACUCCGACUUCCGGGGUACUUGUCAGGGAAAGGCUUCCACUCCGGGGAGGACAGCGGCUUAAUCACCACCGCAGCUGCCAGAGUGCGGACCCAGUUUGCCGAUCCCAGGAGGACCCCGAGCCGACCCGGGAGCCGAGCCGGCAGCAAAGCCGGCAGCCGGGCCAGCAGCCGCCGCGGCAGUGACGCCUCGGACUUCGACAUCUCGGAGAUCCAGUCCGCGUGCUCCGACGUGGAGAUUGUCCCCCCGACACACAGGCCUACGCCCCGAGCAGGUUCUCGGCCGCCUGGAGCCAAGCCUUCCAAAAUCCCCACGCCCCAGAGGAAAUCACCUGCCAGCAAAUUGGACAAGUCCUCCAAGAGAUAG
Rangifer tarandus platyrhynchus (Svalbard reindeer) is the source of this 17046-nucleotide messenger RNA. NCBI's taxonomy places the organism in Eukaryota, Metazoa, Chordata, Mammalia, Artiodactyla, Cervidae. The record is from the annotation of a GenBank genome assembly.